AUGGCACCGCCGGAGGAAACUUCGGAGAGUGCCCUGACCACCGAUCAGUGGACCCAGCUAUAUGCUUACCAGCUUGAGUAUGGUGUCCGUAUGGUCCAAUACGAUGUCUACCCAGGUCCCAAAUUUGGUGCAUCCGCUAUCGGCGGAUGCUGUGACAGCGGAGUUGAGCAACUUGUCUCAUUCACUGAUAUCAGUGAUUUCCCCACAUCUGGCUUGAAGACCGGUGCAGGUGUCAGCACCAGUGGUCUGUGGCACUACCCCGCGACUAUCAGCAACACCACCUCUACCAAGCAAAUUGCCUCGUUUGCCCCCACCACAGGCUUCACCACUGAGAGUGUCGCUGGUGUGAUUAACGACUUCGAUGGUCGUCAGCAGAUGGCCUUCUUCAUCGGUUUCGACACUACUUGGAGUUCUACAUCCAGCUACCUGCAGCACGCAUGGAUCACCUGGAUCACCCGCGGUCUGUACGCCGGACACCGCCGCGUCAACCUGAACACUCAGAUCGAUGACAUGUUCCUCGAGACUGAAAUUUACUCGCCCGCCGGUAAAAACUUCCGCAUUCGCGCCCAGGAUUUGAGCAAAAUUGCCAGCUGGACCGAUGAGAUCAACGCCAAGAUGCCCGCUGGCAGUUCUUACUUCGUCGAAAUUGGCCACAACGGUAAUGGAAACAUCGAGAACUCUUCUGAUACCUCCGAUUCCGGCUGGGAUGCUUGCGGAGCUGCUAUCGAAUAUGAAUCGCCUGCUGACACUCCUCUCGAGUGGAUGAAACCUCUCGGAACUGGCACUGACUUGUGGCCUGCUGUCCCCACUACCUACGACUGGACUGCUACUUGCACUGCCAUGGAUGAGCUCCUAGCCUGGUGGACCACCGAAAGCAACCUCAACAAGUUCGGUCACAUUUCCCACACCUUCACCCACGAGGAACAAGACAAUGCCACCUACAGCGAUGUGUACAAGGAGAUCAGCUUCAACCAGGCUUGGCUUGCGGCCGUCGGUAUCGACAAGGCCACCAAGUUCACUUCCAACGGUAUCAUUCCUCCUGCCAUCACUGGCCUGCACAACGGCGAUGCCCUUCGAGCCUGGUGGGAGAACGGCAUCACCAACUGUGUUGGUGACAACACCCGCCCUGCCCUUCUGAACAAGGAGAAUAACAUGUGGCCUCUCUUCACAACUGUUGCCGCCAACGGUUUCGAUGGAAUGCAGGUCAACCCUCGAUGGGCCUCUCGCAUCUACUAUAACUGCGACACCCCUGCCUGUACCGUUGCAGAAUGGAUCGCCACCUCUGCUGGUUCCGGCACCUUCCAGGACCUCCUCGCCAUUGAGAAGGGUGAGACCAUGCGUCACCUCUUUGGUCUCUUCCACGAUGGUUACAUGUUCCACCAGGCCAACCUGCGGAACAUUGAUGUUGACCCGAUCACCAUCAACGGUGUGUCUGAGAAGUACUCCAUUAUGCAAGCUUGGGUGGAAACCCAGGUUCAGGAGUUUGUCCGCCUGGCUGAAUGGCCCAUCAUCACACUCACUCACCAGGAGAUGUCCGCUUCCUUCCUUGCCCGUUACAACCGUGACAAGUGUGGCUACUCCCUGAGCUACGCCACCAGCAACAAGAAGAUCACUGCCGUCACUGUGUCUGCCACCGGCAAUACCUGCACUGACCCCAUCCCGGUGACCUUCCCUGUUGCCCCUACCAGCACCCAGGGCUUCUCUACCGAGAAGCUCGGUGCUGACCCCCUGACUGUCUGGGUCAAGCUCUCUGGCUCCCCUGUCACUUUCACUCUUUCCACCCCCAUUUCCCUUUGA
This is a messenger RNA of Penicillium expansum, 1797 nucleotides long. RefSeq names its product putative extracellular serine-rich protein (gene agd3). The record is from RefSeq and is a predicted model, not a curated record. The transcript is spliced from 3 exons. Lineage: Eukaryota; Fungi; Ascomycota; Eurotiomycetes; Eurotiales; Aspergillaceae. Bases 1 to 1797 code for a protein of 598 amino acids.